AUGGCAAGAGCCUUGGCCGCCGUUUGGCCGCUCGCGAAGGGAUGCAUCACCGGCAGCGUGGUCGGCAUCACCGUCGCCGACGGGGUCGCCUCCGUCGUCACCAUGGAUGGCGCCUCCAUGCACCCAACCUUCUACCCGCAGCAGGCCGAGCGCGCUCUGGUGGAGAAGCGCUGCCACUACCGCUACGACUUCUCCCGCAGUGACGUCAUCGUGUUCAGGUCGCCGAGGAACCAUCGUGAGCUGAUGGUGAAGCGGCUGAUUGCGUUGCCUGGGGAUUGGAUCCAGAUCCCGGAGAAGCAGGAGAUCCGGCAGAUCCCGGAGGGCCAUUGCUGGGUUGAAGGGACAAUGCCGCCCUCAGCUUUGACUCGAGAUCCUAUGGCCCUGCACAAGCUCUUGGCAGCAGUCAUUCUAAAGAAGAACCAAGAGUAUGGUAGGCCACUGCUAGACAGGGCAGCAGCUCAAUUUUCAGCAAUAGUUUGA
Molecule: messenger RNA, 480 nt
Organism: Miscanthus lutarioriparius
Lineage: Eukaryota; Viridiplantae; Streptophyta; Magnoliopsida; Poales; Poaceae
Source: the annotation of a GenBank genome assembly